This is a messenger RNA of Scleropages formosus (Asian bonytongue), 3761 nucleotides long. RefSeq names its product 3-hydroxy-3-methylglutaryl-CoA synthase 1 (soluble) (gene hmgcs1). The transcript has 10 exons. Bases 103 to 1683 code for a protein of 526 amino acids. Gene Ontology annotation, biological process: acetyl-CoA metabolic process. Lineage: Eukaryota; Metazoa; Chordata; Actinopteri; Osteoglossiformes; Osteoglossidae. Gene Ontology annotation, molecular function: hydroxymethylglutaryl-CoA synthase activity. The record is from RefSeq and is a predicted model, not a curated record.
CAAGUGACCUUAUGGUCGCUCCCGAAAGGACAGUGUUCUGCGAGCGUCACCUCGCCGGUUACUGGUUCAGUGUGUCUUGUGGAGAAGCAGAGCGCUUGCUAUAUGAUCGCAAGCUGUAUCAAGAUGCCUGGAUCAGUUCCUGCAAGUGGUGAGGCCACCUGGCCCAAGGAUGUGGGCAUCAUCGCCCUGGAAGUGUAUUUUCCAUCACAGUAUGUUGAGCAGGAGGAGCUGGAGCAAUUUGACGGCGUGGCGCCAGGCAAGUACACAGUGGGCCUGGCUCAGGCCCGGAUGGGCUUCUGCUCCGACCGGGAGGACAUCAACUCGUUGUGUCUGACAGUGGUGCAGAGAUUGAUGGAGAGGAACUGCCUGUCGUAUGAAAGUGUGGGCCGGCUAGAGGUGGGCACCGAGACCAUCAUUGACAAGUCAAAGUCAGUGAAGACGGUAAUCAUGCAACUGUUUGAGGAGUCUGGGAACACGGAUGUGGAGGGCAUCGACACCACCAAUGCGUGCUACGGCGGCACAGCUGCCCUCUUCAACGCUGUGAACUGGGUCGAAUCCAGCUCUUGGGAUGGCCGCUAUGCUCUGGUGGUGGCAGGAGACAUUGCUGUAUACGCCACAGGAAGUGCAAGACCCACAGGGGGUGCUGGGGCAGUUGCCAUGCUGGUUGGACCAAAUGCGCCUCUGGCUUUUGACAGAGGUCUAAGGGGGACACACAUGCAGCACGCAUAUGACUUUUACAAGCCAGACAUGGGGUCGGAGUACCCAGUGGUCGACGGAAAGCUGUCUAUCCAGUGCUACCUGAGCGCACUAGACAGAUGCUACACAGUUUACCGCAACAAGGUCCAUUCUCUGUGGCAGAAAGAGGGAAUUGAUAAACGUUUCAGUCUGGAGGAUUUUGGUUACAUGAUAUUCCACUCCCCAUACUGCAAGCUGGUCCAGAAGUCCCUUGCCCGCCUGGUUCUCAAUGACUUCCUCAGUGACCCAAACCCAAACACAGAGAGUGGAAUAUUCAGUGGCCUGGAGGCCUUCAGGGAUGUGAAGCCAGAGGAAACCUACUUCGAUAGGGAUGUGGAAAAGGCCUUCAUGAAGGCAAGCGCAGAGAUGUUUCAGCAGAAGACGAAGACGUCACUGCUGAUAUCCAACCAGAACGGCAACAUGUACACGCCAUCCGUGUAUGGCUGCCUGGCCUCCGUCGUGGCACAACAUACUCCUCAGCAGCUGGCUGGCCACAGGAUUGGCAUAUUCUCUUAUGGCUCUGGGUUUGCUGCCACACUGUACUCCAUCAGAGUUACGCAGGAUGCCACGCCUGGCUCAGCACUGGAUAAACUGGUGGCCAGUCUCUCUGAUCUCCAAGUCAGGCUGGACUCCAGGAGAAAGGUGUCGCCAGAUGUGUUUGCUAAGAACAUGAAGCUGAGGGAAGAGACUCACCACCUAGCAAACUACACCCCCCAGGGAUCCGUAGAUGACCUGUUUCCCGGUACAUGGUACCUGACACACAUUGACGAGAAACAUCGCAGGCAGUAUGCCCGACGGUCCAUGGAUGAGGAUGGGCCCUUGGAAGCUGGACUGGACACUUCCACCACAGCAACAGAGCACAUACCGAGUCCAGCAAAGAAGAUGCCACGCAUCCCCGGCAACACGGCUGGGCCUGAAGUGGUCGCCAUUAGCAACGGAGAGCACUAACUUUACCUCCAUGAGGUAUUAUAGGGACACAUAAUGAAAACAAUAAUCUCUCAAACCUAUUGCGUGUUCAGUUUCACUGAAUGCUGAGAACCACUUUUUCAGAUUUAAUCACCAUGGUGUAGGAUUUAUUUAUCCUACUGUCGCUGGUACCAAAUGUGUCGCCCGCUGUUUAAGGCAAACUUGACGUGUCCUUUGAAGGGGAUAUGAUAAUGUGAGGGAUCGUGGCACAAGGACAGCGGGUUGUGCCCCUCGACCUUUCGGCUGUCUUUCCUGUAUGUCACACUUCUGUGUAUUCCUCACUGGGCUGGAUGGCUGAAUUGAGUGCUGAAGACGUGCUGUACAGUCCCCUGCUGCAAUGCAAACCAUGUCAUAAUCAGCUCGUCUUGCCUGAAUGUGUCAAAAAAGCAGAGCUUUUAAUUUUUUUUUUUCCCCUGUACUUGUUGAUUUUAUAGCAGGAGUGUUUGCUCACUUCUGCUAGACAAAAGUGCAUUUAUUGUUGCUGGGCGCCAACAGGAAGUGGAAGAGGAAAUGAAAGCUUCAGGACUGUAACCACGAGCAUCUGCAGAACAAAAGGGAAGAGGGGUCCAGCCACCCCAGCUAUACUAAUUUUAUUAAGAUGCUGCAGCUCUCAUUGUUAUAUGCUACAGCACAUGGUUCCCUUUUGAGUGCUGUUACACAGAUUUUCUACACUACACCUUGCAUUUCGCUUGUACAGUUGCAGCUGUACUGCAAAUGUUUUGAGUUUUACAAUGAAUGGCAUGGCCCACAGAUGCUGUAAGGUAUCACAAUUAAAUGUUACCUGGGUUUCUUGUAAGUGGUGUACAUGCAAAGCCCAACCCUGCUAUUGUUUGGUUAAUUGGCAAAAUAGUGGCUAUACAGAUUCAAAUUGGAGUUUGAAUACUGAAGAAAAUGAACCGAGAUGGUGUCUCUAAACCUUCACGAUAGACAGUUGUCCUCCGUUUUCAGUGGUGGUGUUAAAAUCUAGAAGUGGAUAGGUUGGGAAAGGAAGGCUUUUCAUUGUCAAGUAAAUGAAUAAAUGUUAAUGUCUUGUGUUUUAAAGUCUAAGGAAAAAAAUGUUGCUCUGUAGUCUAACCUCCCUCUUGCCCAACAGUAAUAUGUGUGUGUAUCAGGACAACCUUCCAAGUCCCUGUGACAGUUUUUUUUUUUUUUCUGUAGCUGAAAUAAUGGGGAAAAAGAACUUUGCUGGGACUGAAGUUCCCCUCACACCAGGUUGUGUGAAAUGCCUGAAAUGGGUGCAGCACCGUGGUGGAGGAGGGACCGCAUGGGCACGUGCAUUGUGGAGGUUGACGCAAACACACAAUGUGCCUCGGCAUUUGCUGCAAAAAAAUAGCCUUUUUUGUGGCGGUUGCUGUCUUAUCGAAGUAAUAAGGCAGCAAAUGCAUAUUAAUCUCAUAUGUUUAUGGGCCAUAAGUUUAAAGGGCUUGUUUAGCAAUAUGCUGGAGGAAAGACAAUGUACUGAGUUGUCACAAAUGUUAUUGCUCUGCUUUUUUUAAUAUGUAAUGACCCAUGAGGAUUUCACCAUCUGCAGUAUUUCUACUCCUUGCAGCCCACUAACACAGGUGAAACUGAAGACUGAUACAAACAGCCCCAAGGUCUUUCAGUGAGACUUAAAACUGAGGCUGAAACAUAUUGAUGGCGUCGCCCUGCUGGGGCAGUGCAAGAACUUCACUUGGGGUGUUUUUUUGACCAGCAGUCAAUUUUCAGAGUCUCUUGCACAUGUGCCAGUAGGACCACUGGGGAGGGGUACCUGUGCGUGUGGCCCAAGCAAAGGGGCAGGCAGACAAGAUGGUUAGAAGAUUGAAAAGCCUUACUACAAGCAUGUAAUAAAUGUAAACAAAAUGGGAUGCACGGGCUAUUCUUUGUGUACAGAUCUUUUUAAUUUUGUAGCCAAGCAAAUUUACCUCUAAGGUUAUAUCUUGAAAAUGUAUAUGUUUACAAAUAGUUUGUCUCAAAAUCAAACGAUUAUACAAACCAGUUUUGGUGAGUUGUGGACAAGUACUAACUGUAAAACAUGUAUUUGUAUAUGUAGAACCAGCUGUGUUAUUUUUCCAAAAAUG